Molecule: messenger RNA, 1898 nt
Organism: Aaosphaeria arxii CBS 175.79
Lineage: Eukaryota; Fungi; Ascomycota; Dothideomycetes; Pleosporales
Product: SGS-domain-containing protein
Exons: 1
Coding region: 423-1655 (410 amino acids)
Biological process (GO): protein stabilization
Molecular function (GO): protein-folding chaperone binding
Source: RefSeq, a predicted model, not a curated record
AGAAUCUUUGGUCGUUCCUAAUGUAUCUGUGACCCUCUAUAAAUAUAACCUACUAUUUUCAUUAUUCCUGUUCCUUUAUCGACGGACAAGGCAGCGAGGGACGAAUUGCUCGGAGCUCUGGAGCUAGAUCCGAAUUGGGCUAGCAAGCUGUACUGCCCCUCCCUUCGAUAAUCAAGCUCGAAGUCCGUAAGGUGAACAUUUCCCAAAUUCCCAAUUCCCAAUUCGUGGCUCGUGGAAUCAGGCAGAAGCUUCAUUGUCUUCUACUCCCAAGUCCUCAAUCCCUCACUCUUUAUAAAACCUCCCCCCUUCCCCUCCAUCAACCCAAAGACGUACCCAACACUUCCUUCCCCUCCUCUUCCCCACCAUCACAUCAUCCUCCCAAGACAUCCUCAGUCGCAUACGACACACGCCUCCCCACCACCAUGGACCAAGCCGCCCGCGGCGCAACCGCGCUGGCCAACAGCAACUACGACGAAGCCAUCAAAGAAUACACCUCCGCCAUUGGCGUCAACCCCUCCGCCGCACGGUACUACAUCCAGCGCUCCACCGCCUACCAACGCUCCUCCCGGUACGCAGACGCCCUCGCCGACGCCGAAACCGCCGCCUUCCUCGCAUACAAACGCGCGAGUCGCGACCUCAUAAAGGACGCCCAGCUGCGGCGCGGCAUAGCGCUGUACUUCACUGAGCGGUACGCCGACGCCAAGUUCGUGCUGGACAUCGUGCGGAAGAUGGACGACAAGGAGAAGAGUCUCGCGAUAUGGGAGUCGAAGGUUAGCAAGAAGCUGGAGGGACUGGAGGAAGGUGAUGAGCGAGGGAAGCUCACGGCGAAGGAGAAGCCCGAGGUGGAAGAUCCUAGUGAGAAGAAGAAGACGGCUUCGACUGCUGCCUCGUCAGUGAACGCGGUGAAGGAGGAGAAGGCGGCUGUUGCGCCGGCCCCUGUCGUUCCCACGCCUCCCAGCAAGAUAAAGCACGAUUGGUACCAGAACAAUGAGAACGUGUACUUCACGCUCCUCGCGAAGGGCGUACCCAAGGAAAGCGCGACAGUCGAUAUCGCGAACACCUCGCUGUCGAUAUCUUUCCCCGCCCCGGGAGGCUCUGAGUUUGCCUAUUCCGUCGAGCCCUUGUGGGCCGAGAUCGACCCUUCACAGUCGUCGUUCACCAUUAAGGCCACAAAGAUCGAGGUCACACUUAAGAAGGCGGCUCCGGGGAUUAAGUGGCAUGCCCUCGAGGGCGACAGCGACGCACUUCCUGCCACUACUAACGCCGCAGACACCAACAAAUCCACGAUACCCCUCCACAUCCUCAAGUCCAACACCCAAGACAAACCCCCUGCAUACCCGACCUCCUCCCGAAAAGGCGCGAAGAACUGGGAUAAGCUCGCCGCCGACCUGACCAAAAAGAAGGCCAAGGACGAUGAUACCACCACAAAGGGCGACGAUGACGACGAUGCCGGUGUGGACGACUACGAGGAGGGCGAUGAGACGAGUCGGUUCUUCAAGCAUCUGUACAAGGAUGCCACCCCGGACCAGCAGCGCGCCAUGAUGAAGAGCUACCAAGAGAGCGGAGGUACUGUCCUCAGCACCGACUGGUCGCAAGUCGGGAGCAAGACGAUCGUGCCCGAGCCGCCCGAGGGCAUGGAGGCGAAGAAGUACUAGGUCGGGUCGCCUAAAUAGACAUCGACAUCGACCUCUAGAUCUGAUUUACAGGGGAGGCAAACACCUUUUAUCGACGAUGUAUGUUGAUAUGAUUUCACUGAAUUACCUUUCAUUUUCGCAAGGCGAUGAAUGCAUGUAUGCAUGCAUGUACGCACCACGAGCGAGGGAUAAAAGAUCACCACCACGAUAACAACGGGAGCCUGGGAUCGAGGAAAAUAUCACGCUUUGUAUUUGCCUGCAACG